AUGGAAAAUUCAUUAUUAAUGCAGGGGUUGAGAGCUGCAUUUAUAUUUUGCUUGUACUUCUUAACUCUUGCUUGUUACCUAGCACCUGUGUUGAUAACUAAAUAUUGGGGAUCAAAGACACAGCUUAUUUCCUCUCCCAGUAGAGCCAUGAAGAAUAAACAGUUUUUCUAUAGGUUGAUAAGUUGGUGCAAUUGCACAGCUACUGGAAUAUUUUUAGCCAUGUGUUUUUUAGGUUUACUCCCCAAUGUUCAAGAAUUGUUUCAUUCAAUUCUUAAAAAUGCAGGAUAUGAUACAAAAUUUCCAUUGACAGAAUGCAUAAUUGUAUUAGGGUUCAUUCUUACUCUUCUGUUAGAACAGUCUAUUUUAAACUGGCAGGAGCAAAAAGAAUCUUGUUUGCAGGAGGAUAUGGAACAAAACCAAGGUCUUCUAGAGGAAUGCGAAAUGCAAGAUUUAUCUGACGACACAUCUGGAUUGCGUGAUGAUCAUGAACAAAGACUAGUUGAGGAAUUACAGCAUAAAUCUUUUCACGAGUCGGGUGAAAAUGACUCGAAUGUUGAUGUUAUAUCUAUGUCCAAUAAUAUUGAUCAUGAUCAUGGCCACAAUCAUUUUAAAAUAUUGUUGCACAGAGAGAAAGGAUUUCCAUUUUUCAUUCUUGCUUUGGCUACAGGAUUACAUUCUAUUUUUGAGGGUGUUACUUUAGGUCUGCAGACUAAUGUGACUAAAGCAGUUCACUUGUUUGUCGCAAUAAUCAUUCAUGAAUGUCUGGUUGCAGCUGCACUGGGAAUCAAUUCAACUCGAUUGAAAUAUUCUUUUCUGUCCUAUUUUAAAUUUGCCAUCGUGUUUUCAGCAGCAAUUCCUGCUGGAGUAAUUAUCGGAAUUCUCAUUGGACAUGCUCCUGGUACUGCUGGUGAAGUUGCUUCUGCAGUUUUGCAAGGACUAUCCGCUGGGAUAUUUCUUCAUGUCACUUUUCAAGAUUUUCUUCCAUCUGAAUUCUCUAAUAGACAGGACAGAAUAUUAAAAGUAUCUUUUUUAAUUAUAGGUUUUACGAUUAUAGCCUCAGUAACUUACUUCAUUCAUUAG
Uloborus diversus is the source of this 1080-nucleotide messenger RNA. Its product is annotated as zinc transporter ZIP3-like. NCBI's taxonomy places the organism in Eukaryota, Metazoa, Arthropoda, Arachnida, Araneae, Uloboridae. Bases 1 to 1080 code for a protein of 359 amino acids. Gene Ontology annotation, cellular component: plasma membrane. The transcript has a single exon. Gene Ontology annotation, biological process: zinc ion transmembrane transport. Gene Ontology annotation, molecular function: zinc ion transmembrane transporter activity. The record is from RefSeq and is a predicted model, not a curated record.